AACUGAUCAUUUUCAGCCAUAUUAUAUUCUCCAAAAUCUUAUAACAUUUAAGCAAAGAAAUGACGAGGAUAUAUCUCAUGUGUGAGCAAGUGUUUUCGACGGCGGAAAAGUUAACGUAACGAUCAGCGUUACGUAAACAUCAGUAUGAUUUUCGCAAUAAUUUCACGUUGAUAAUGGUGCCAUAAGACAUAUAAUAAUAAAUAUAACCUCAAACAUGUUGUCGGAGGUCGAUGUAUUCAUUAGUAAUUAUACGCUAGUAGAUCCUGAAAUUUACCAGCUUUGGGUUGAUGGUCAUUCCUCCAAUGACGCAGUCAGUAUUUUACACCAGCGAGGGAUUUGCCAGCAGACCGAUGCACCACUCGAAUUAGUUGCAUCUGACAUACUGGAUCACUAUCGCACUUAUGCUCUUUUAGAGAAGCUAUUGCAUACACCGACAAAGCUUGUUAGUGAACAACUGGCAUUUCAGAUUGAACCACAGACUAGUCAAAUGCUCAUAGAGAUGUAUUAUGAAUUUGACGACGUAGUGAUACGUGAAUUAUUGGGGAAAAAGAUAACAUCUAAGAGUAGAAAGGAUAUGGAUGAAGUAGCAGAGAAGACAGGAAUUACAUUAAAGAGUUGUCGAAGACAAUAUGACAAUGUGAAGAGAGUGUUCAAAGUAGUCGAAGACUUGCCAGGAUCUCUAGCAGCCAAUAUCAAACAACACUUUUUACUGUCUGAUGACCUUGCUAAACGAUACGCAGUGGUAGUAUUCAUAGCUUGUUUACGAUUUGAAAUGAACAAAAGAAAACUGCAGUUUCUGACAUUUCCCGACCUAUAUCACUGCGCUAAUAGUAUGAUGGCAUCGUGGACAUAUCGUUGCGUCGGGUCGGACUAUUUUGACACUGAUUUGGACCGGGAAUUUUUACAGGAAUUAUCAGAAUGCAGAGUACUCUUGGAAAACGACAAACAUCACAAACAUUUGGUGUGCAUUAAACUCAAACCGAUGCUCCUCGAACGAUCUUAUCAAGAAUUAGACAUGAACUUUCGUUCGUAUUCAAGAGCGAUACUGGGAAUUGGUUGCAACCUGCAUAGAUCGCGGGAGUUGAGAUUUUUCUUUCUGGAGCUAGUAGAGAGAUGCAUAGAGCCUUGGCGACAAGUCAAUUGGACGCAUUCCGAUCUCCGGAAUUUCUUAGCUGUUUAUACACAGUGCGCCCUUGACAUGGAUGUGCUCAGAGAGGGAGAAUUGAGAGACGCGUUUGAACGUUACAUGACUGUAGUGACAUGCUGCCUUUUGCGUAUGUAUCAUACUUGAUUACUAAUAUAUGUGUAAAACAUUAUAUUUAGGAGUAAAUAAAAGUUAAAACUGAUAAA
Messenger RNA from Harpegnathos saltator (Jerdon's jumping ant), 1350 nucleotides. It is a transcript of the gene Fibp, whose product is annotated as acidic fibroblast growth factor intracellular-binding protein. The transcript is spliced from 6 exons. NCBI's taxonomy places the organism in Eukaryota, Metazoa, Arthropoda, Insecta, Hymenoptera, Formicidae. Gene Ontology annotation, cellular component: nucleus. Bases 215 to 1291 code for a protein of 358 amino acids. The record is from RefSeq and is a predicted model, not a curated record.